AUGGCAACCAUCCCCACGAGGGCUCCGACUCCUCUGUACUUUGACGUCGAGGUCGAUAAUGCUUCAUUAAAGAAAUCGCCAACGAUACCAUUGCACGAUCUUCCAACACCACAAGAAGUCGAUAUUCCUCUCCCUCCACCGUCUUUUCGUACAACCGAAAUCCUCGAACUUGACAAGGGAACUCCAGAUCUUCAUGUCCCGCGUGACCCGAGACUUUUGCGAUUAACAGGAGUACAUCCAUUCAACUCAGAGCCUCCGUUGACAGCAUUGUUCGAUGAAGGAUUUCUCACCUCCCCUGAAUUAUUUUACGUUCGCAAUCAUGGACCAGUACCGCAGGUACGGGACCAGGAUAUCCCAGAGUGGCAAGUCCGCAUUGAAGGGCUUGUUGAAAACCCAAUCACUUUGACGAUGCGAGACAUUCUGGAAAAGUACGAUCAGAUCACGGCCCCUAUCACACUUGUCUGUGCAGGCAAUCGGCGAAAGGAGCAGAACACGGUCCGCAAAUCCAAAGGAUUCUCCUGGGGUCCAGCAGGACUCUCCACGGCUCUGUUCACAGGUCCAAUGAUGGCGGAUAUCUUACGGAGCGCCCGACCCCUUCGCAGGGCCAAGUUUGUGUGCAUGGAAGGCGCGGAUAAAUUGCCAAAUGGGUUUUAUGGAACUUCGGUCAAACUCAACUGGGCGAUGGACCGAAAUAAAGGCAUCAUGUUGGCAUACAAAAUGAACGGAGAACCGCUCACACCCGAUCAUGGACGCCCGCUCCGAGUGGUUGUCCCCGGCCAGAUUGGCGGUCGUAGUGUGAAAUGGUUGACCAGAUUGAUCGUCACGGAUGCUCCGAGCGACAAUUGGUAUCAUGUUUAUGACAAUCGGGUUCUUCCGACCAUGGUCUCUCCCGAGAUGUCGGCGCAAAAUAAGAACUGGUGGACGGACGAACGAUAUGCGAUUUACGAUCUAAAUGUCAACUCGGCCACGGUCUACCCAGCCCAUGAAGAGAGACUCGACCUGACCACAAGUGGAGAGUUUUACACAGCAAAAGGGUACGCGUACGCCGGAGGAGGUCGGAGAAUUACAAGAGUAGAGCUCUCGCUGGACAAGGGCAAAUCAUGGCGCUUGGCAGACAUCAACUAUGCCGAGGACAGAUAUCGAGAAUACGAAGGGGAAUUAUUUGGUGGAAAAGUCGACAUGUGGCAGCGAGAGACCUGUUUUUGCUGGUCAUUCUGGUCUCUUGCUAUCCCCGUGGCGGACUUGGAAAACAGCGAUGCCCUUCUUCUCCGAGCCAUGGACGAUGCCAUGUCCGUUCAACCACGCGACAUGUACUGGUCCGUUCUCGGCAUGAUGAAUAACCCGUGGUUUCGAGUGACAAUCACCAGGGAUGGCAAUAGUUUGCGGUUUGAACAUCCCACGCAUCCAACCCAAGCUGGAGGUUGGAUGGAGAAAGUGAAAAAGGCCGGGGGGGAUCUCGCCAACGGCUACUGGGGGGAGAGACAGCAAGGCGAGGAGCCUCGGGAAAAAGAGCCAGUAAAGGAGAUCAGCAUGAAAAAAGACGGCGUGAGCCGGCUGAUCAGUUUCGACGAGCUCAAAGCCCACAGCGACAGUGGAGAGCCAUGGUUUGUGGUCAACGGCGAAGUCUACGAUGGCACAAAGUUCCUCGAGGGCCAUCCCGGAGGAGCAAUCAGCAUAACAUCGUCUGCUGGUCUCGACGUGUCGGAAGACUUUCUCGCAAUUCAUAGCGAAACGGCAAAAUUGAUGAUGCCGGAUUAUCACAUUGGCACAUUACUACCAGAGGCUCUGAAAGCCCUCCAAUCCAACUCCAAUCCAACGACAGGAGAGAAGCGCCCGGUUUUCCUACAAUCAAAUGCCUGGUCGAAGCUUCGGUUAUCUGAAAAGAAGACAGUCUCAUGGGACACCAAGAUUUUCGUCUUCCAGCUGGAACACGAAGCGCAGCUUCUGGGUCUGCCCAUCGGUCAGCACCUGAUGAUCAAAGUAAAUGACCCUGUCAGCAAAGAACCUAUCAUUCGGUCCUACACCCCCAUCUCAGAAACCAACAUGCAAGGACGAAUGGAACUGCUCGUCAAGAUCUACCAUCCAACCACGGACGUGCCCGGUGGGAAAAUGACCAUGGCUCUUGAUCAACUCCCGCUGGGAACGGAGAUUGACUGCAAGGGACCGACAGGUCGCUUCGAAUACCUGGGUAAUGGCCAGGUACUCAUCGGUGGCAAAAAGCGUCAUGUCAAAUCUUUCAAAAUGAUCUGUGGAGGCACAGGCAUCACGCCAAUCUUCCAGGUUUUACGGGCGGUCAUGCAAGAUUCAAGUGACCCGACAAGAUGCGUUGUGCUGGACGGAAACAGGUUGGAAGAAGAUAUUCUGUGCCGCGAUGAGCUUGACACAUACACAGCACAGGAUAGCGAAAAGUGUACCGUCGUACAUACACUGACAAAAUGUUCAGCGAACUGGAAAGGUCGCCAAGGGAGAAUCUCGGCGCAGUUGAUUCACGAGUGGGCAAGUCCCGAGGAAAGCAGUAUGGUGCUGAUAUGCGGACCCCAAGCAAUGGAACAGUCUGCGAAGGAUAUUCUCCUUACACAAGGGUGGGCUGAGUCGGAUAUUCACAUCUUUUAA
Molecule: messenger RNA, 2613 nt
Organism: Penicillium oxalicum
Lineage: Eukaryota; Fungi; Ascomycota; Eurotiomycetes; Eurotiales; Aspergillaceae
Gene: niaD
Product: nitrate reductase NiaD
Exons: 7
Coding region: 1-2613 (870 amino acids)
Biological process (GO): nitrate assimilation; nitric oxide biosynthetic process
Molecular function (GO): nitrate reductase (NADPH) activity; heme binding; molybdenum ion binding
Source: RefSeq, a predicted model, not a curated record